Messenger RNA from Galleria mellonella (greater wax moth), 6147 nucleotides. RefSeq names its product protein argonaute-2-like (gene Ago2). Lineage: Eukaryota; Metazoa; Arthropoda; Insecta; Lepidoptera; Pyralidae. Gene Ontology annotation, molecular function: protein binding; RNA binding. The record is from RefSeq and is a predicted model, not a curated record. The transcript is spliced from 23 exons. Bases 156 to 3134 code for a protein of 992 amino acids.
GUGAAUUUUUCCUAUUAACAUUUUGUUUCAUAACUUAAUUUCGUAACAAUUUUUCAUAGGCACGGGAAUUUCCCUAAAUGUCAACGUGUUCAGUGGAUAUAAAUUUUUAGUUAUAGAUCAGUUUUUUAUUGAGUCAAAUUCAGUGAAUACUAAAAAUGGGGAGAGGAGGAGGAAAGAAAAAAGGGGGGAAGAAGAAGGAGGCUGAGGAGGUAGUACCAGUCAGUGAGACACCUUCUACUUCUGAAAAUCUACCAGAGGAAACAACUAAACCUCCAGAACCCGAAGAUGAAGAUGUGGGGUUAGGUUUAGAGAGUAAAAAACGACAACGAAAAAAGAAAAAAGAGGCUGCAUCUGCAGUUGCUAAACCAGCAUCCUCAUCACUACCUUCUGUACAAGAAAGUGAAUCAAUAACAGUACACCAAACUGAACAAUUAAUGGGCUCAUUGACUUUGGGCGAAACACCAUCUACUUCAGGCUUUCUACCUACAGCUGGAACGUCUACGAAACCUCCAGAACCUGAUGACCAUGAUACAGGUUUAGGAUUAGGAGGUAAAAAACUUCAACGAAAAAAAAUAGACACUGCACCUGCAGUGACUCCGACUGAAACAACAUCUGUACCUACAGCAGGUACAAUACAAUCACAAAUGCAACAUCCAGCUCAACCGAGUCGGUUCAAAAUACCACCUAAAAUUAUUAGCAAACAACCAACUGUAUAUUCUAAACCAACUAAAGUAUUGACAAAUUACCUCAAAAUGAAUAUGGAGCCUCGAAAAAUUCACCGCUAUGACGUGUCAUUUAAACCAGACCGAGUGAAAAAGUUGAUUCCCAAAGCGUUUGCUCUAGCUAAAACUUUACUUUUUCCAAAAGCUUUUAUUGCUUUUGAUCAAAUGAAGAAUUGUUAUACCCUGGAUCCACUACCAGGUGUACCAGAAAAUGACCGCUUAAUUACUAAGGUGGAGGUAGUCGAUAACAAUGGAAGAAACGUACCCUUUGACGUAUCUUUCAAACAUACAGGAAUUGUUGACUUGGGAAGAAUAGUGACUUAUAUAAAAACGGGAGGUACUUCAUUGAAUCCGCCUACUGAAGCUAUACAAUGCAUCGACGUUAUAUUAAGGCAGGGUACCUUAGAGUCCUACGUUAAGUGCGGCCGUCAAUUUUACAAGCGUCCUCCGGCGCCAAUUGACCUAACAGGUGGUCUCGAGAUGUGGACCGGAUUAUUCCAGUCGGCUAUAUUUACAAGCAGACCUUUUAUAAACGUAGAUGUUGUCCAUAAAGGGUUUCCAAAAUGCCAAUCCUUGUUAACCACAUUCACGAAGGACUUUGGAUUAGAUCCAACCCAGAAUUUGCAGCAGAGAAAUUGGAAUACUUCUGCAUUUCAAGAUUUUCUUAAAGGCCUAAGGGUGAUCGCCGCAAUAGGUGGGGACACGUCAUCCGGCGGACAGAGGCGAGAAUUCAUUUGCAACGGCGCAGUGGGCCCCGCUAAUCAGGAAAAAUUUGAUUACACCGACCCUAAUACUGGGAGACAACAAAAAAUCACAGUUGCCGAUUUCUUCACUAAAAUCAAAGGGUGCAGAAUCAAAUAUCCAAAUCUAAAUUGUAUUUGGGUAGGCCCGAGGGAUAAGACAAUUUACUAUCCCAUGGAGUUACUGGAAGUAGCCUACGGACAGGUUAAUAGUAAACAGCUUAAUGAAAGGCAAUUAGCGACGAUGGUAAAGGAGGCGGCAACGCCGCCAGACGAUCGCAAACGUAAAAUUGAGGACGUGAUAAGAGCCAUGAAUUAUUCCAAAAAUGAAAACUUCAAGAAGUUUGGAUUAACAAUAGAUGACCAAUUCCAUUUAGUGGAUGCUAAGGUACUUGCGCCUCCUCAAUUGGAGGUCGCCCCUGGAAGAACAGUCACACCCAGAUUAGGAGUAUGGCAAACAAAUGGCCUUUUGAAACCGGAGCCUUUGCGAUCAUGGGGAUUCAUAGCAAUAGAUACGGCGCCCACUUGUGAUUUUCAAAAUAUUAUAUCAUUGAUGAUGAAAAUGGCGGGAGAAAUGGGCAUGUCCGCCUCAAGGCCUGAUAUGACGUAUUUCAAUGCAACAAUGAGAGAUUUUGAAAAUAUUCUUUUCAACGCUUUGAAAAAAGGCAUUAAGUUCUUAUUUGUGAUAGUAGGAACACGUGCGCGUGACUUAUAUCAUAAGGUCAAGAGAACUGCGGAACGAGAUAUCGGUAUUUUAACACAAUGCAUAAAAGAAGUUACAGCUGCUCGUCGUAUGAACCCUCAAACUGCUCGUAAUAUACUUCUAAAGGUAAAUUCUAAGUUGAUGGGUAUAAACCAAGUACUAGACAAUCGCAGCACGCCGCGAUGUUUGGCCGGCGGUGAUGUUAUGGUGGUGGGUGCUGACGUCACGCAUCCGUCGCCAGACCAGUCUUCCAUACCGAGUAUUGCUGCUGUGACAGCUUCAAUAGAUCCCCAAUGUUAUCAAUAUAAUAUAGAGCUUAGCAUACAAACUCCCAAGAAAGAGAUGAUUAUGCAGUUUGAAGACAUGAUGGUGGAUCAUCUGAAGGUGUACAAACAGCGGCAGAACAAGUUGCCUCGAAAGAUAUAUGUUUACCGCGACGGUGUUUCAGAAGGCCAGUUUGCUGAGGUGAUGGCUAGCGAACUUACUGCUGUGCAUAAUGCGUAUCAAAGGAUGACCGGAAAUCCAAAUAUGAAGCCCGAAGUAUUAUUUUUACUCGUUCAAAAACGACACCAUACCAGAAUGUUCGUACCAAACAGUAAGUACAACGUGGAACCUGGUACUGUUGUUGAUAAGGACAUUGUUCACGCGAGCGAACUGGACUUUUAUUUGGUUUCCCACCAAGCUAUAAAGGGAACGGCCCGUCCGACUCGCUACCACGCAGUGUGCAACGACGGCAUGAUCCCCUCCGACGAAGUGGAGCAAUUGACGUACUAUUUAUGUCAUUUGUACUCGCGCUGUAUGCGGGCCGUCUCGUACCCCACGCCGACUUAUUACGCGCAUUUGGCGUGUCUCCGUGCAAAAUCUCUUACUCACGGUGACAAGUAUGACAACAGUCAGUUAGAAAAACAACCAAAGCGUUUGCACGUAAUGGAUAGCAUCUUGCAGUUGAGCAGAAUGUUCUUCGUAUAAAUAAUCUUUGAAAAAAAAUAAUGUUUUCUCAAACAUACUUGGAAAUAUUAGCAUUAUUUUGACAAUCUUCUUUGAGAUAAAUCAAAAUUGCCGUACUGGCUAGAUACAUGCGGGCAGCGGCCGGCUAAAGUUGUAUGAAAAUCCAUAUCUGUCUUGUUUUGCGGCCAGAUAAAUUACUAUGUAUACUCAUAUCUGUCCUGUAAUUUAAAAAUGGAAUGACCUUUUACUUCGAAACAUGGCUACUAAGGAGAUAACUAAUAAAAUAAAUAAAUUUAAAUUUCGAACUGGUUUGCAAAUAGAAAGCUGUUUAUUGAAAAAAAAAAAACAAAGGAACAUUAUGGCGCGUGAAAAAUUAUUAUUGUUCGUUAGUCGUCAUUGAACUUAAAAAGUUAAAUUGUGUUUUUUAUUUCCGCGCAUUGUUUGAGAAAAGUACUAUACAAGCCUUGGCCACAACUAGCCAUUGAUGGAUUCACGUAUGUGUGCCUCGGCUACGUCUCGGCCCACAUUUGAAUGUUCGUUCAUCAAUGCUUCAGUUGCUGGCCGCUGCAGUAAUGUACUAUUAAACGAUUUUACUGUAGUAAAUGAGUUGCUUUUGAUUUCCUAGCAAUUCGUUUAUAUACCUAUAGAUUAAAAAUAAAACUGUAUUCUAUUUUAUAAUACAUUUUAUUGUGUAAUCAUUAAAAUAAUAAAUAUUUAGUAAUAUAACAUAACAUUGUAUGUUACUCAUAAUGUAUUUUUCUUUGUAAAGAAUAUGUUCGGUUCAAAAAUCAUAGCGCCGGCCAAAAGAAUGAAACUGCUUUGCUAAUCUAGAGCUCGAUUCUUCGACAAUAUCAAUUAUAAAGUUAAGAAUCGUUCAUACACAUUUUGUAAUGUCUAUGAUUAUAAAUUAUAUUCAAUAAAUAAUGUGUAUUGAGACUGCAAAAUAAUAUUUAUAUUUGUAUUGUUUAUGAUAAUGAUUUUGCAAAAUUAAUAAUAUACAACUUUGAUAAUAAUUACUCAUUGUACAAGUUAUAUUUUGUCGUUACGGCACCGUUAUGGAAUCGGGUUAUAUGAUCGACAUGUAUGCGGCACAUAAUUAUUUUUUUUUGACGGGCACUUUAAAUUUUGAACUUUGUGUCCUUGUUCGUUUUUCGUAUGUGAAUUUGUGAAAAUGAUGGGGGCACUUAAGAGAAAAUACAGAAUUUGUAAUUCCUAGUGAUCAUCGUUUCUAACCUUAAGAAAAAAGAUUCCUUUUUUUCUUAUCCUUAUGCUGUCGUUUAUAAUAUUUUUAUUCUAUUCAGUUUUUGUAAUCUUAUAAUUGAUUAACUUUUAAAAUAAGUAUAAAAUUGCAUUUUAAUAAUUAAAAACAAUAAUAAAUAAAAUAAAAAAAUAAUAAAAUAAUUAAAUAAUCCUUAAAAAAAAAGACUUGAUUAUUAUAGAUAUGUUUAAUUUGUAUAGUAAAAUAUGUUUGUUUAAAUUAAUUUAUUAUUUUAUGCUUUGACAUUGCUUUUUAUAUUUGUUUGUUUAGUCGUGUUUGUAUACCAUUUGUUUAUGGGUUUUAAAUUGAAAAUUGAGAUGUUAAAGAAGGUAUAAAUCCUUUUUUGUAUUUAUUAAAUCUAAAAAUUUUGAUAGAUCGCUAAGACCGCGCGGCCUUUUUGCCCUUAUAAUAUUCAUGUUAUUUAUAAUCAUUCAUCAUUCAUCUUUCUAUCCGCCGUGUGGUCCCGGCAUAGAAUAGGCCACCCCUUCCUAUCCCGUGGAUUUUGUAAGAGGCGACUAAGGGAGGGCGAGAGAUGGGCAGCAGCAUCUCUCUUAAAACAUCUCCAAAGCCUAACUGCUGUUACCAACCUGCCUGCCAAGUGUGCCAACUACUGGCAAAACCCCCCAAGGGGGAGAUUUAUGUUCAGCAGUGGAUAGUUCAAGUAAAAAAGUGGUAUGAUUAUCUUUCAAUCACAAAAACAAUAUUGUGAUGAAAUUCCAUGACUUGAAUGAUAUCUGUUAUGAAUUUCGUUAUAUUUUUAUGCUUGUUACAUGCCCUUCAAUCGGCGUAUUUUAAUAUUUUUUUUUUAUUUAGUGUUUAUUUUCAUUUUUAUUUCUACUUUUUUUUAAUAAUAAUAUAUAUUCUUUGACUGGUUCCUUAUAAUACAGGGUAUCUCAGAUUAGAACCAGGCGGUUGGUAGUUUGGUGAUUGUAUAGCAUUUUUUUUUGUUUUUUGUAAAUUCUUAAAAAUAAACUAAACCUACUUCAUAAACAUGGUGUAAGGAAGAAAAUUGAUUUCGUUUCGUGAUUGAGUUUGAACAUGUAGCUAAUUGGAAUUAAUUGCAUUUUGGAAGAUCGACUGAAAAUAUUGUUUCGUAGUUAGAUUUGUAUUAUUGCGUACUGCGCGGUUUCAGAGAUGUUUCCUCCCACGAACACUCAGGAUGUGGAAUGAGCUCCCUGCCGAGAUUUUCCCCAGAGACUACAGCAUGGGGUUCUUCAAAAGGGGAUAAAGAGGUUUUUUCAGGGUCGGCAACGCACGCGUAAUACCUCUGGUAUUGCAGGUGUUCAUAGGCUAUGGUAACCACUUGCCAUCAGGUGGGCCGUAUGCUUGUUUGCCACCUCAGUGGUAUAAAAAAAAAUUGUUAAACUAUCAAUUUCAAAAUUAUUAAAUAUGGUUAGGAAAAAUAACUUUGUUUUCAUAUUGCAAUUAAUGUGUUUAUUUUGAUUGUUAUAUCUAACCUGUUGUCCUACAAACUAAAUUACCGUAAGAGAAAUAUGGUAAAAAAAAAAAUUGUCAAAGACAAGCGUUUUGACCUAUUUUUAUCUAUAAAAAUACAUAAUUCGUUUUCGAGUUCAUAGAGAUAAAUAGUUUAGAUAUAGUUGUUAGGAUUUUUUACAUUGAUCACUAUUCCAUACUACAGAAAAUACCAUAAAAAGCUAUUACGGUAGUUUAGUGUUUGCAGGAUAGCCAUUUUAUAAAUUAAUAUCAAUGUCCCAGGUAAUAUAAUAAAUACUGUUCCAGGUAACAUUUUAUAAUUAAAUUUACCUAUAAAAUAAA